GAUAGAUAUCAGAUGAAUAAAGUUUUCUUAACACUUCUGUUAAUUGCAAUAGCUAAUACAAAUGAAGUCGAAAUGAAUUCUUAACACUAUAAAACUCGAGAGAGAAGUAUCCAAUGAGUAUAUAUCUCAAGGCUUGAGUUUUUAGGAGGCCAAUGAUAUUAAUACAAAUAAGUUUACAUGCUAAAUGGGUUUUAAUUUCUAUGAUUACACAAUCGUAGAGUUAUCAAAAUGGGCUGAUAUAAUUGAACAUAAAGAUUAAUUGUAAAGAGAUUUAACAGUUAUUGACUAAAUUAUUAGAUUAGUUGACAAAGCGAAGCGGAUAGACGAUGUAAAAUAAUAAAGUAAGAAUCUAGAAUUUAUUUAGAAAUGUUCUUAUAAAUAACAGGAAGUCUUUCAAAUUCUUUAUUAGAUUUAUCACUUGCUUAAUUAAAUCAUUAAUGGGCAAGAGGAAAUUUAGAUCAAUGUAUAGAAUAUAUGCGAUAAUUCCAAAACACUGUAGGCUCAGCUGAGAGAGUUUCUAUGGCAAAUAAAAUUAUUGAUUAUCUAGAGAACUUGAAAUAUUAAAUAAGUAGAAAUUUAAAUGAAUGCUCUUCAUAUCAAUAACCCGCAAGAUUAAGACAAAAAGUAAGAGAUUUAUAAAUGAAAAAAAGAGAAUGUUAAGCAAAUUAAAGCAGAAAAAAUGAUUGGAAUUACAAUAAUAAAUAUGAAUAUUAUAGACCAAAAAAUUAUGAAUAAGAAUAUCGGUCGACCUAAGGUUCAUCAAUCAAAUAAGAAGAAAUUACUAAAAUUAUUCCAAAUAAAUAUUAAUCACAAGGCCCAAAGCCUAUUUUUUAUAAUGACGACGAAGUUUGUCCACAAGGUGAAGAAGAUGAUUCACCAAAAAAUAUAAGCGAAGAAUAGGGAGAAGAAAUGUUGUCAACAAUAUCUCCUGAAGAAUCUCCCGAACCAGAGCCAGAGGAGUAAGAGGUUGAAAUAGAACCUAGUCCAGAUAGUAAUUAAAAUAUAGGAGAAGAUGGAGAAGAAACCUAAUAAGAAGAUUCUACAGAAAAUAAAAAAAAAGAAAGAGAUAUUAUUAUCGAAAGAGAUUUUGGACCAGAUUCCGAGCAUCAAAAUAACUAUGAUGAACCUGAAGAAUGCACAUUUGGUGAGGAAUCGUAAAUAGAAAUUGAUCCUAGUAAUAAUAAUAAUUAGGAUUCAACAGAACAAGACAAGGAUGUAUAAAAACCAAUUAAAAAGCCAAAAGAUUCAGAAUAGGAAACUAAAGAAGAUGAUGACUCUAAGACAUCAAAUGAAAGUAAAGAAAAAGAUAAAGAUGAAGUAGAAGAUAAUGAGGAUGAAAAUGUAAAAGGAACGGAAGAUGAAAAAGAUAAAGAUUCAGAGAAAGAAAAAGAAAAAGAAGAUGAAAAAGAUGAAGGUAAAGAAAAAGAAAAAGAAAAAGAAAAAGAAGACGAAAAAGAUAAAGAAAAAGAGGAUGAUAAAGAUGAAAAAAAAGAUGACGAAUAAGAUAAAGAAACGGAAGAUGAAAAAGAUAAAGAAAAAGAAGAUGAUAAAGAAGACUAAAAAGAUAAAGAAGAUGAAUAAGAUAAAGAAGAAGAAGAAGAUUAAGAAAAAGAUAAAGAGAAAGCUAAAGAUAAAGAUAAAGAUAAAGAUAAUAAAAUUCCUUUAGAAAUUCCACCAGAAGAUGAUGAAGAAGCUGUUGAAGGUGAAUUAGUUAAAACUGAAGGUGUCGGGGCAUCAUCAGAUGGGAGAGUAGGAUCCUAAUAACAAUAAAAAGCAACAGAUACAACUUAAGAUAAAACCACAGAUAAAACUUCAGAUAAAACAUCAGAUAAAAAAACAGAUUAAUCAAAAGAUAAAACCACAGAUAAAACAUCAGAUAAAACAACAGAUUAAUCAAAAGAUAAAACAACAGAUAAAACAUCAGAUAAAACAACAGAUUAAUCAAAAGAUAAAACCACAGAUAAAACAUCAGAUAAAACAACAGAUUAAUCAAAAGAUAAAACAACAGAUAAAACAUCAGAUAAAACAACAGAUUAAUCAAAAGAUAAAACAACAGAUAAAACAUCAGAUAAAACAACAGAUUAAUCAAAAGAUAAAACAACAGAUAAAACAUCAGAUAAAACAACAGAUUAAUCAAAAGAUAAAACAACAGAUAAAACAUCAGAUAAAACAACAGAUUAAUCAAAAGAUAAAACAACAGAUAAAACAUCAGAUAAAACAACAGAUUAAUCAAAAGAUAAAACAACAGAUAAAACAUCAGAUAAAACAACAGAUUAAUCAAAAGAUAAAACAACAGAUAAAACAUCAGAUAAAACAACAGAUUAAUCAAAAGAUAAAACAACAGAUAAAACAUCAGAUAAAACAACAGAUUAAUCAAAAGAUAAAACAACAGAUAAAACAUCAGAUAAAACAACAGAUUAAUCAAAAGAUAAAACAACAGAUAAAACAUCAGAUAAAACAACAGAUUAAUCAAAAGAUAAAACAACAGAUAAAACAUCAGAUAAAACAACAGAUUAAUCAAAAGAUAAAACAACAGAUAAAACAUCAGAUAAAACAACAGAUUAAUCAAAAGAUAAAACAACAGAUAAAACAUCAGAUAAAACAACAGAUUAAUCAAAAGAUAAAACAACAGAUAAAACAUCAGAUAAAACAACAGAUUAAUCAAAAGAUAAAACAACAGAUAAAACAUCAGAUAAAACAACAGAUUAAUCAAAAGAUAAAACAACAGAUAAAACAUCAGAUAAAACAACAGAUUAAUCAAAAGAUAAAACAACAGAUAAAACAUCAGAUAAAACAACAGAUUAAUCAAAAGAUAAAACAACAGAUAAAACAUCAGAUAAAACAACAGAUUAAUCAAAAGAUAAAACAACAGAUAAAACAUCAGAUAAAACAACAGAUAAAUCAACAGAUAAAAUAACAGAUAAAACCACAGAUAAAUCAACAGAUAAAACAACUGAUAAAACAACAGAUAAAUCAACAGAUAAAACAACUGAUAAAACUUCAGAUAAAACUACGGAUAAUGAUGCCAGUGAAGAGGAUGUUUAUGAGUAAAUAGAGGUAGACGAGCCUGAUGGAAAAGGCGGCAUGCGAAAGGUAAAAAAGAUAGUGAAAAAAAGAGUAAGAAGGAUAAAGAGAACAAGUGGCUAAAAUAGUGGAUCAAAAAGUUCAACAUCAAAUGAAAAUUAGUCCAGUAAGGCUGCUGGAAGUAGUAGUUAAUCAACAUCAAAUUAAUCUCAAUAAAAAACUUCUGAAUCUUCAGAAUACAAACCUCCUAGAUAUGGAGAUGAUGCAAGCGAAGAAGAUAUUUUUGAAUAAGUGGAAGUUGAUGAACCAGAUGGAAAAGGAGGUGUGAGAAAAGUUAAAAAAAUGGUAAGAAGAAGAGUUAAAAUUACAAAGAAAUAAGGAGGAUCAUCAACAUCAUCCAAAUCAUCAACCUCUUCCUCAAGUUCCUCAAGUUCUUCAAGUUAAUAAAAAUAAUCUAUUUAAUCAUCAAGCAGCAGUUCAUCAGUUAAAGCAACUGGAAGUAGUUCAUCCUCUUCCAGUUAAUCCUCAUCAUAAAAUUCUGAAUCUUCAGAAUACAAACCUCCUAGAUAUGGAGAUGAUGCAAGCGAAGAAGAUAUUUUUGAAUAAGUGGAAGUUGAUGAACCAGAUGGAAAAGGAGGUGUGAGAAAAGUUAAAAAAAUGGUAAGAAGAAGAGUUAAAAUUACAAAAAAAUAAGGAGGAUCAUCAACAUCAUCCAAAUCAUCAACCUCUUCCUCAAGUUCCUCAAGUUCUUCAAGUUAAUAAAAAUAAUCUAUUUAAUCAUCAAGCAGCAGUUCAUCAGUUAAAGCAACUGGAAGUAGUUCAUCCUCUUCCAGUUAAUCCUCAUCAUAAAAUUCUGAAUCUUCAGAAUACAAACCUCCUAGAUAUGGAGAUGAUGCAAGCGAAGAAGAUAUUUUUGAAUAAGUGGAAGUUGAUGAACCAGAUGGAAAAGGAGGUGUGAGAAAAGUUAAAAAAAUGGUAAGAAGAAGAGUUAAAAUUACAAAAAAAUAAGGAGGAUCAUCAACAUCAUCCAAAUCAUCAACCUCUUCCUCAAGUUCCUCAAGUUCUUCAAGUUAAUAAAAAUAAUCUAUUUAAUCAUCAAGCAGCAGUUCAUCAGUUAAAGCAACUGGAAGUAGUUCAUCCUCUUCCAGUUAAUCCUCAUCAUAAAAUUCUGAAUCUUCAGAAUACAAACCUCCUAGAUAUGGAGAUGAUGCAAGCGAAGAAGAUAUUUUUGAAUAAGUGGAAGUUGAUGAACCAGAUGGAAAAGGAGGUGUGAGAAAAGUUAAAAAAAUGGUAAGAAGAAGAGUUAAAAUUACAAAAAAAUAAGGAGGAUCAUCAACAUCAUCCAAAUCAUCAACCUCUUCCUCAAGUUCCUCAAGUUCUUCAAGUUAAUAAAAAUAAUCUAUUUAAUCAUCAAGCAGCAGUUCAUCAGUUAAAGCAACUGGAAGUAGUUCAUCAUCUUCCAGUUAAUCCUCAUCAUAAAAUUCUGAAUCUUCAGAAUACAAACCUCCUAGAUAUGGAGAUGAUGCAAGCGAAGAAGAUAUUUUUGAAUAAGUGGAAGUUGAUGAACCAGAUGGAAAAGGAGGUGUGAGAAAAGUUAAAAAAAUGGUAAGAAGAAGAGUUAAAAAAACAAAAAAAACUAGUGGAGCUUCAGGAUCGUCAACUUAAGCUAAAACAAUAGCCUCAAGUUCAUCUAGUUCAUCAAGCUCAUCUAGUUCAUCAAGUUCUUCUAGUUCAUCAAGCUCUUCCAGUUCUUCAAGGGGGUCUAGUUCAUCUGGAAGUACUGAAUAAGAAAAUGCUUAAAACACUUCUAUCAGAAGUACCCAAAAAUAAGGAGAGCAAGAAGCUCAAAGUAAAUCAAAGGUUAAUCAAUCUGUAGCAGAUAGACUAAGUUCAAAAUAUUCAGAAGCUGAAUCAAAAUAAUCAUCAAGUUCUAAUUAAGAUUCAAGGGCAAUAUCAAGCAGCAGUUCAAGUAAAUAAUAAUAGUAAGUUGUAUCUAAAGAAUCAAGCAGCAGUCAAGGCAUUAGUCAAAAAAGUGUUUCUAGCUCUAGUAGUAGUUCAAGUAGUGGUUCAAGUAGUAGUAGUUCAAGUAGUAGUUCUAGUAUUUCUAAGGGGUCUAGUUCAAGUUCAAAAUCUUCAUCAGGAGCCUCCUAAAGUUCAAAUAGUAAAUAAUCUUCAUCUUCAGGAGGAAAUAAAUAAUCUUCUUCAAAAGGCUCUUAGGGAUCAGCAUCAGGUAGCGGUAAAUCAAACAAAAAGGUUGUGAAUACUGAGGAUGGAGAAGAAGUUUGGGAAGAAUUUUCUGUUGAGGAAGUCACAGAAUAUACUAUAGAUUCUGAAGGAAAUAUGAAAGUUAUUUCAUAAUCAAGUACGUAAAUACCAAAAACAAAAGCUUACUUCUUAAACUCAAUCGGAGAAUAAUAAAUUGAUCUUGAUAUAGAAUAAAACAAUAAUGAUAUUUCAAACAAUUUUGAAGAAGAUCAAAAUGAAUAAAUUGCAAAUGAUGAUACUAAUGAUUAUCUUUAUGAGAAAGAUGGAGAUUAGUAAGAAAAUGAAUAAGUUUUGGAAAGUGAUCUUAAUAAUUAUGAAAAUUUAAGUGGAGAAAAAAAUUAUGAUACAGAAUAAGAGAAUGAUUAGGAAUAUGUCUAUUAUGAAAUAGAUGGAGAUUAAAUAAUUUAUUAUGAAUAUGAUCCUGAAAGUAAUGCUUAUCAAAAAGUAAAUAUGAUGAAUCCAGAGUAAAAAAAAUCCCUAAUAAAUCAAGAUUCUUAAUUUGAUGAUUUAUUAGAUAGUGUAAUAGAUGAGAAAAAAGAUGAUAAAGAAUUACCAACUGAAUCAAUAAAUGGUAAGGAUGCAACAAAUAAAUAAGAAUAAAAACUCUAAGAGAAUGAAUAAAAAGAAGUGGCUUAAACGAACUAGAUAUUAGAAAAUUAAAAUAAUAAAGAAAAAUCUAUAGUUGGUUAAGGCUAAACAAGUGUUUAAAAUGAAUAAAGUGAAAUUAAAAGUUCAGUAGGUUAAAUUAAACAAUAGGAUUAGAAUAAUGAAAAAAUAGAAUAAAACUAAAGUGAUGUACCAAAAGAAAAUAUUAGAAAUGCUGUCAAUGAACUUUUUAAAGAAGAAAAAGUAAAAAUUGAUAGUAUCAGUUUCGAGAAAAAGGAAGUUGAAGUGAAGGAUGAGAGAGAAAAAUCUUUAAAAAUAUAAUCUUUGAAAGAAGAAUUCAAUCCUAAUGAACCAACCUAGUAUGAACCACCAAAACACAAAAUUAACACAAGGCCAAAAACUGAAAAGGUCAAUGUUCCAGUAUCAACUAAAUAUGUCAAAUCAGCAUAUGAUGGAGAAGUAGCUGAAUAAUAUGAAUUUGCAGAUAGAGAGCUUCUUUAAGAUUCCGACGAAUAUGGAUAUGGAUUUUGGAUAAGAUACACUUCAAAUGCACCAAAAUAGCAUAUCAGGAAACCCGAAACCUUCUACUUUUUAUCGCGAUUGACUUCAAAUUAGGAAUACAAAGACUUAACAUAUUAUGGGGAUAGAACAUUAGCAAUAUUUAUGAUAGAAAACUCUUUUGUUUUUUCCACAUAUGAUCAUUAAGAAAAGAAAAAAGUUAAAGAUUAGCUUGUGGCUUUAAAUGAAGAUUUAGACAGUAUGUGGUACUUUAUCACAUUCUCUUACAGCACUGCUAAAAAAGCGGCUGUUGGGUUUGUAAUUGGUUAUGGAGAUAAUAACAGAGUUUUAAAAGCUGAAAUUCAAUGCAGACAUGUUCCUCCUUAAUACUUUAAAUUAAUUGUUGGAGGAAAACAUAUGUCAUAUGAAGGAAUAAAUGGACAAUUUGCAAAUAUCUUUUACGAUAUUGAUGCUCCAGCAUUUGUAGAUACAGAAGCUAAAGCUAGAGAAAUAAUUAAGACUAUUUCAAAUGUUCCUUAACAAGUUACUAAUCUUAUAGAUUUAGAAGUGUUAACUAUUCCAAAAUUAUUUAAUGCUAAUACUGCAAGUGAUUCUGUUAUCUUAGAUCCAUAAGAGUCUUAAUUAAUAAUAGAAGAAUACAGUGUUGCAGCAUGGUUUAGAUGGAUUGAUGAUUUGAAGGUAGAUAGUGAAAAUACUUUCUAAAUUUUUAAUUUAAGAUCAAAUGAGAAGAAGUCAUAAGGAAAAGGAAUAUUAGGAGACAGAUCGCUAGAAAUGCAUUAUGUUUAUGGAGGAGGGUCUAAGAGUUCUGUAUACUUUAAUACAUAUACUAUUGAAGGCAACAAGGCAAAAGGAUCCAUUUAUUUAUCAAAAACAGUAUAAUCUCCUAAUUAUAUAUGGCAUUACGGCUUCAUGGCUUAUGACAAUGAUAAAAUGAAAGUUUAUGGAGCAUUGUUAAGACCAGGAAAAUCUGAUGAGAUCUUAUUUGAUCCAAUUCAACAUAAAUUGAUAACUAAGUUAUUCUUUACUUUAGGAGGAGAUGAUUAGAUAUCCCCUUUUAAUGGUAAAAUUGGGUAUGUUGGAGUAUACUUAGGACCUGGAGCAUAUAGAUAAGCACUUAAUUUUGGUUAAUAGUUUUUAUAUGGAGAUGGUGCUAUGGCAGUCUUUCAAUUAGUGAAACCAAUUUCAUUUAAAGAUGAUGCAUUAGAACCUAACAUAGUAAGAGAUUGUGCCUAUGAUGCUGAAAAUUCAUUAGUAGAUAAGAUUAUGAUUCAUGACGACUCAAAAUUAAAAAUAAAUGGUUAAAGUGAAUAUUCAUUUGGAAUGUGGACAAGAUGGUUGAGUACAAUGCCUAAAUAUCUAGUCUAACGAGGAGCAGUUCACAAUAUUGGUAGAUUUGGUACAUAGCCUUAUUUGAUUGAAUAAGUAGAUGGUAAAUUAAAACGAGCAAAUACAAGAUAAUAAACACCAAAAGAUUAAACUUUAGCUGUGACUCUAAACAAAGAAGCAUAUGAAUUCUAUACUUAUAAUGCUAAAGAUGAUAUACCUUUCACAAAUUUAGAAGGUUGGUGGAAUUACAUUUACUUUGGAUAUAAGAGAUUUGGAGAUAAAGGCACAGCAAGAGGAUAUGUUUAAUUUGGAGUAGAUGGAGAGAUUAAAGAAGUUUCUUUUGAUAUUUUCCAUGACUUCAUUUUGGAAUAUGUUGAAUUUGUAGUGGGUAAAUCUUAGGCUCCCUUCUUUAAUGGUCAAAUGACUAAAAUAUAAUGUUCAAUAGGACCUGGAGCAUUUAUUUAAAGUGCUGAUACUCUAAGAUUAUAUACAUAAAAUACACUUCCAGAAAAGGCUUAAAUUCAUCCAGUUUCAAGAUAAACUUUACAAUUAAUUGGAACACCAGUGAAUGAGCCAUCUAACAAAUUUUAAUUUGAUAAAUAUUAAGGAGCUUUAGAAUAUGCUAUUUCUGGUUGGGUUAAAUGGAGUGGCUAAUAAAAAGUUGGAAAAGUUUUCCAUAUUAUCACUAUGGCUUAAAAGAGAUUGGAUGAUUUGAAUGGAAAAAAUGAGGAAACUUUAAAGAUUGUUAGAUCUGAUUUAUCAUAUAUUUACUCAACUUAUUCUUGCAAAGGUGAGGAUUGUUCAUAAAUAAUAAAUAAAGAAUAGCAAUUUGGUGAAUAUUGGGAUUAAUGGACAUAUGCAUAUUUUGGUUAUUCUAGUUCAUUAAAAAAGGCAUUUGGCUACAUUAAAUAUACUUUUAGUGAUGAUAAAUUCUUGUUGAAUGAUGUGAGUCAUUUUUAUAUGGCUGUUUUUAGUAUAAUAAUUGGAAGUGAGUAAGAAAAGUUUUUGGGACAAAUGAAAACAUGGGUAAUUAAUAUUGGAUAAGGAUCUUUUAGAGAAGGUGGAUUUGAGAGUGAUGAGAAUAUAAAAGUACACUUUGGAUUUAUAAGUGGAACUGAUCACUUAAAAUUGUAAUAAGCAGGAUAGGAAGCUCAUCAUGAUGAAUAAGUUCUUGAAUGUUCAGCAAAUGGUAAGGAAGUUCCUUUGCAUGUUUAAUUUGAGUAAAGUGAGAAAUUAAAUCUAUAAGGUGUAAGUGAAUAUGGUUAUGGAUUUUGGGCGAGAUUUUAACAUUUUGCAAAUAAAGGUGUACUUUACUAAUAACCAUAGUGGAUGGGUAUGGCAAGAUUGACCAGUCAAAAAGAUUAUAAGGAUUUUGAUUAACCAGGAGACAGAGUUCUAUUAGUCUUGAUGGGCAAGAAUGUUUACCAUUUCUCUACAUAUAAUGUGCAACCAGCAUCAAAUAAUGUAAAUGGAAAUAUCCCUUGUUCAAUCGAAUCAGAGAGUGAAUGGACUUAUAUCUACUUUAGUUAUAAGAGAAUAUCUUAAACCCUUGGACAUGCUGUGGCAUUCACUUCCUUUGGUGAAAUAACGCCUGGAAUACAAAUGGAUGUUUUACAUAAUCUACUUUAAAAUUAUUUACAACUGACAAUCGGACAUGCUGGAAAGUACUAUCCAAACUUUAAUGGUUAAAUUACUACAGUCCGAUUUAAUUUGGGACCUGGAGCUUUUAUUGAAAACACAGCAGGCAUUUUGGCUAGAAUUAAGAACAAGGAUCCAAAGCCAGAUAUUUUAUCAUUCCCUAAGACUUAUGAGGUGUUUGUUGGUAAGUAGGAUGCUUAAAAACUCAAGAUUGAUAAUCCUUUAAUAAUUGAGUAAGAAGCAAGAGAGUACUCUAUUUAGCUCUGGUUCAGAUGGUUUAAGACACCAGUAAAAGCAAAUUAGGUUAUUUAUAGAUUUUCUGCAAAUAGAGCUGAAAAUGAUGCAUAAAAUAUCGGGGAUAAAGUAUUAAUGUUAGCCCACAUUGGAACUGCUUUAUUCAGUACUUAUACUUUGUAAGAAUCAGUAAUGAGUGUACCUUUUGAAUGUAAUAUUCCAAAAUAAUAACUGGAAAUUUGGAGUUUUGCUUAUUUUGGUUAUUCAAAGAAGGAAAGAAAAGUAUAAUAUUACUUAAAAGCUGAUAAUCAUGAGAAUAAAGGAUUGGAGCCUAUACUUCAUGCAGUUUCUUCUAAAUUUUGGUUAUAUGUUGGAAAAGAUGGUUUAUUGGAGAAUUUUAAUAGUAGAGUGGCAUAAUUAACAUUAAAUUUAGGUGAGGGUAGUUUUAGGAAGGAGAACUUUUUGUAAUUGCCAGUUUAUUUAUUAUCAUCAAAAUUAUUCUCUUAGGAGAAAAAGAAUAGUUGGGAAAAUAGAGGAAAGAUAGUUCUUGGUUAAGGAUAGACAGUAAAAUUUAUAGAUGAAGGAGAUAAACCAAUAGAAUCAAUGUAGGAAUAUAGUAUUGGAUUUUGGUGUAGAUUUUUAUAAACAUGGCCAGAGAGAUUGUAUAGAUUAUCUUAAGAGAUGUAAUUAGUAAGAUUGACAUCAAAUGAAUAGAUAGAAGUUGGUAAAGUAGCUAUGGGAGAUAGAAUAUUGGCUGCCCAUGUAGUAUAAGGUAAUUAUUAAUUUUCAACUUAUGAUUUGAAUGAUGAUGCUCCAAAUGAAUUAAGAACAAUAGCUUAUAAAAGAUUAGAGGGAUAGUGGAAUUAUAUAUAUAUGGGUUAUUAAAGAUAAAGUUAAUUGGCUUCAUAUUUUGUAUAUGAUGGAAAAGAUAUCUAGUAAAUUAAGAAUUAAGAUUUGUUACAUAAACCUUUGGGAGACUUUGUAAUUUUGCAUAUAGGAGGUGAAGCAGAGAUUCCUGGGUUUUAAGGAUUGAUGAGUAAAUUGGCAGUAAAUUUUGGGGUUGGUUCAUUUUAUGGAUUGAUAGAGGAAGUAAAAAAGACUAUUGAGAAUUCAUUUGCUUUAGAAUAGUAAUUGAGUGUAGAAUAUAUUCAUAAAGAGAAACAUGGAUAAUAAGAUUUAAUAGGUAAAUUAGAAACAGUGACAGAUGAAGGAGGAGGUACAGAAUUGAGAGGCGAUACUUGGUCAACUGUUGGUGAAUAUUCAGUGAGUGGAUGGUUUAAAAUAGCAGAAGUAACAGGAUUGAAUGCAAAUGAUUGUUAGAUAUUAUUAAGAGUAACUAAUAAUGAUAAAGAACACUUAAAUGAUAAAAGAACAUAAGGAGAUAGAACUCUACAUGUAUCAGUAUGUGUAGAUUCUUUGAAGUUGUCAACUUAUACAUUAAAUGGAUUGAAAGAUUGGAAUGAAGCUAAAUUCUUAGAAGAAAAGGUAGAUCUUGGUCAUAAUAGAAAAGCUUGGAUUUAUAUUUAUAUGGGUUAUAAUGAAGAUAUUUAAGAAGUACAUGCAUUAUUGCAUUUAUUCGAUGAAGAUAAACCACUUAUUUUUAAGGGAGUUUAACAUUAUGUACCACAUUAUACCGGAAUUUAUAUAGCAAAAGAUCCUUUCUCUAAAAGAUUCUAAGGAGAUCUAUAAAAAUGGGUUGCUUAAUAUGGAUCAGGGGCAUUUAUUAGCAUUUAAAAGAGAGGUUAUGAAGAUGCUUUGCCUAAUUAUAGAGCUUUAGCAACAAAUUAAAAAUAUAUGUGGUUUUAUAAAGAAGAAACAGUUGUCUAAACAGAAAAACCAAUUAUUUAAAUAUUCACUACUGAAGUUGAAUCUGUUGAUGAAUAUUCAAUUGGAGUGUGGACAAGAUGGUUAAUUUCAUUCCCAACAACUCUUAUAGAAAGAUAGGAUAGACAUAAUAUUUUUAGAUUUUCAUCUAAUAAAGAAGAUUAAGAUAAAAGUGAGUUAGGAGAUAGAGUUUUAACAGCAUUUCUUACUCUUGGUAAUUAUGAAUUCAGUACAUAUGAUGUUAUUAAACCAUCAAAUGCUCUAGAUGCAAAAUUACCAUAUACUGAAUUAGAAGGUGUUUGGACAUAUGUUUAUGCUGCUUAUAAAACUGGAUAAUUUUAUGGAAUGGUUUUAUUUAGAGAAUAAUCUAAAGCAUAACAUAUUGAACUCUAAGUAUAACAUAGAGCAUUAACUGGAUAUGCUAAAUUUGUUUUAGGAGCUAAAGAAUUUGGAUUCUAAGGAUUUCAUGGAUGGUUAUUUGAUCCGAGAAUCUUCCUUGGUCAAGGAUCAUUUAUUAGUGAAAGCUAAAAAGUUGUAGAUAUGGUACUUAAAUUACAUCGCAAAUUACCUGUUUAAUUACUUGAUUCUGAAGAUUUUAAAUGGCCUGUUUAAAUGAUUGAUACUACAAUCUAAGAUAAUAUAAAUGAUAAAAAAGAUAAAUUUUAAUACUCUUUUCUUGAUAAACAAGGUUUACUUGAAUAUUCAUAUGGAUUUUGGAUGUAAAAUGCUGUUCUUACUCCUGAUUUAACUGAUUAAUAUAGAGGUCUUGUAAGAUUAUCUACAAAUAAUGAAGGAUCUGAUGAAAGAUAUAUCGGAGAUAGAACUCUUGCUUUAUUUACUAAAACUGAUGAAAUUAUUGCCAGUACAUAUACUCUUAAAGAUCCUACUUUUGAACCUGUUACACAUACUUUCACACUCAUUCCUUAUUAAUGGACAUUUGUCUAUUUUGCUUACACUCCUGGUAAAGCUAGAGCAUAUAUUUUAUCAAUCAAAGGAUCUGAUGAAUAAAUUAUGGCAGUCAAACAUGCCAUUCCUAAUUCCUUCUAUCUCAAUCUAAUUAAAGAUUAGUCUCAUCCUUUAUUCUAUGUAUUUUCUUUUAUAUAUAUUCUAGGGUAAAUUCUAUGGAUUCAAACUCUUGUUCGGCUAAGGUAGCUACUUGGAUAAUCCUUAAGAAAUCAUUGAAAAAUGGCCUUAUGAUCCUAAAGCUCUUCCUCCUUCUCCUUAAAAAGAAGAGAAAAUCUUAUCACUUAACUCUGCCAAAGUUGACAGAGCUUAAAAUAAAAAUCAUGAAUAAUUUCAAGAAUGAUUUUUUUUGAACUUAACAUUAAAU
This is a messenger RNA of Paramecium sonneborni, 12766 nucleotides long. The record is from the annotation of a GenBank genome assembly. Lineage: Eukaryota; Ciliophora; Oligohymenophorea; Peniculida; Parameciidae.